Molecule: messenger RNA, 651 nt
Organism: Solanum tuberosum (potato)
Lineage: Eukaryota; Viridiplantae; Streptophyta; Magnoliopsida; Solanales; Solanaceae
Exons: 1
Coding region: 1-651 (216 amino acids)
Biological process (GO): defense response to other organism
Cellular component (GO): plasma membrane
Source: RefSeq, a predicted model, not a curated record
AUGGCAGGUGAUGGAAGGCCCCCGCCUUAUCCCUAUGGCGGGGAAUAUUAUCCUCAUGAAAGGCGAAGAGGAGGAAAUAUUUGCGUUAGAUGCAUUUGUUGUUGUUAUUGCGUCCUAUUUUUCAUCGUCCUUAUUAUAGCGGCAAUCACCUUGUAUUUAUUCACAGUCUACGAUCCAAAAGCUCCAAUUUACAAAUUUGAAGCCCUAGAUGUUAAGGAAUUUGGGUAUAAUGAUUCCAACAUCAAUGCAGAUCUUAUCCUAACGUUGAAAGCUGAUAAUCCCAACAAGGCCAUAGGUUUUAUUUACGAGGAAGCUAACACCUUCAACGUUACAUAUAACGGUUCGACGAUUUGUUCAGGAAAAUUUCCAUCAUUCCAUCAAGGUCACAAGAAUAUGACUAUGUUACAAAUUGAAUUAAAGGGAAAAAAUCCAUUUGCAUUAGGGCUUUAUGAGUCAUUACAAGAUAAUGAAAGACAUGGGAAAGUUCCUUUAAUAAUAUUGGCUAAGGUACCUUUUAAACCUGUUUUGGGAGAUUCAAAAUUAAGGGAAUUCAAUAUUCUUGCAAAUGUCACAAUAUCUGUGCAUGAUAUGAAGCUAGGCAAGAAAACUGAGAUUGAACAAAGCAAAAUCAACUACUCAUUAGCAAAGUGA